Cladocopium goreaui is the source of this 2220-nucleotide messenger RNA. The record is from the annotation of a GenBank genome assembly. NCBI's taxonomy places the organism in Eukaryota, Dinophyceae, Suessiales, Symbiodiniaceae.
CGCAAUGUAUGGAUCUUUCCUCAGCUGCUUAUCUUCGUGGCUUUUCGGCACGCCAUGGCGGUGAAGCGCCUGCUGGCACUUGCCUUGACCUAUGUUUCCCUGGCGACAGCACAGCGCUGGGUUCCCUUGUCACAUGAGAAAAAAACACCCGCGGUAAAUCGAAAUGUCCUGGGAAAUUUGAAGGAGACCAAGGUGCUGCAAAAGAAGGAGCUGGAUCUCAGCAUCACACGCAGCCAUGCGCUGGUGGCGCAGCUGGAAGUGGGAACGCCUCCACAGAAGAUGACCUGUUUGUUGGACACGGGAUCUUCGGACCUUUGGAUCCCUUCCAAGAGGUGCAAGAGCUGUCAGAACCAACAUCUUUUCCACGCAGACAAGUCCUCAACUUUCAGCCCCGAACUGAUCUCGCAGCCUGGCACAGCGGGCCGGCACCCUGUGGCGGUGCGCUUGAGCUAUGGCACUGGUGACAUCGUCGGAUACAAGGUCCAGGAUACAGUGCGUUUCGGAGGAGCAGAGAUCAGGAAUCAGAGUUUCAUCAUCGUGGAAGACGCCCAGUUGCCAUCGCAGCGCGGCUGGGACGGGAUCUGCGGCCUCGGCUGGAAGGGCAUUGCGCAGCUGAAGGGACCCAUCUAUCAGCAUUUGCAGGAGAUGGGACAGAAGGCCAUCUUCUCCUUCGUGCCUCAAGGUGCCUCCUCGGCUCACCUGGUGCUGGGCCAGGUGCCGCACUACGCGGUGAAGCCGGGGACCUUGGUCUGGAGCGAUGCGGAAGCCAUGCAUGGAGGCCAGUUGCGCGGACGAAGUUUUUGGGUCACGCGAGGAGGCAUCGCGGUGCACAAGCAGACGCCUCAUCCUGCCCGGUUCCUGGUAGAUACAGGAACGAAUCAAGUCCUCUUGGCCCCCCAGCGGCUCUAUGUGAGCAUCAUGCGCUCGGUCUUGCCGGAGGAUAAGUUUAACGAUCUGUGUGGUAUGGAUGAGAUGGCUCACGGCGCCGUUUUUUGCGACUGCUCCAUCGUGGACCAUUCCAAGCACCUGCCGCCGCUGCGGAUUUUCUUGGCCGAUCAUCCCUUUGAGCUGCCGAUUGCAGAGAUGUUCAGCAGAGUUCCCACCACGGAUGGGCGUGGUGAGGCAUGCUUGUUGGCCAUUCAGCCCAACAACCUGGACGUGGAGGGUCGAGGUUCGAUGCCCAUGCCGCUGCCCUUCGGGGGACUUGGAGGACUUCUGCCAGAUCUGUCUGCUGGCUUUCCGUUCCCUAUAGAUCUGCCAGACCUGCUGGCACCACUGGAGGAGCAAGGCAGCCCUUUUGGCGCCGCUGGGCCACUGGGUUUGCUGCCGGGCUUUAGUCCCAUUGGUGGCGAAGGCAAAGGAGGCAAAGAAGGGAAGGAAGCGAAGUCACUCUUCGGAGAUUUGGGUAUUGGACACUUGCGCAAGGGCGUCCAAACCGAGCAAGUGGCAGAAGAAAUUCACACCCGGCCCGAUGGCACAGUGUGCAAAUACAUCACAGUCAUUGAAAAUGGCAAAGUGAAGAGUCGCAAGGAGGAGUGCGACAAGGCCGGCUCCGAUUCUUCCAACGUUCGGCGGCUUCAGUUGGUUGUCCCCAUGGGCGGGAUCUUGGAGAUUCCACUGGACCCCGCGGGCGAAGAAGAAGAUGUCGAUGCUCCAGAGUUGUGGAUUCUGGGUGGCAUGUUUCUGGAAAGGUUUGUGGUUUCCUUCGACUUUGACCAGGGCAGGAUGGGAGUCGCUGAGCCCGCGAGCAGUACAGAGGGCCUGGAUACCAUCGGUAUGGAAAGCUUCCCCGGACACCCGCGCUGGACAGCUGCAGGCUGGCAGGAGCAUCUUGGAAAACUGGCAGCAGGCGUUCUGCUGUGCACGCUUUUGAUCUCCAUGGCCUAUGCGAGCUGCCGCACCAAGAGGAUGGCGCGAGACGAAUUGGUGGAGCACAUGCGGGUGGACGUGUCGGAAGGAGAGUGAAGUGGAUUGCGGUCACCUGAGGUUUGGUUGACCCAUCCAUUGCGGAGCUUUCAUGCUUCUUUUGACUCACCGUGGCGAUGAAUGCCACAGCCUGCCAUGGUGAUUCAGCUGGACUGUACAGAUGCACGCCACACGGAGGACACCCCAUGGUUGGCCCCAGAAACUGCGGCGCCUCCCAGGGAUUAUCGACUGGCAAUAGACCAAGCCUCCAGUGGAUCAACUUUGUGAAAAUCCAAGCGGAUCAAUGCGGCCAUG